Molecule: messenger RNA, 601 nt
Organism: Medicago truncatula (barrel medic)
Lineage: Eukaryota; Viridiplantae; Streptophyta; Magnoliopsida; Fabales; Fabaceae
Product: pathogenesis-related protein PR-4
Exons: 2
Coding region: 33-467 (144 amino acids)
Biological process (GO): defense response to fungus; defense response to bacterium
Molecular function (GO): RNA nuclease activity
Source: RefSeq, a predicted model, not a curated record
GCUUCUACAAUGAAACACACAAAAAAGAGAAAAUGGUGAGCACACAGAGAACUUUGAGCUUGUUGGUUUUGUGUUUCCUUGUGGGAACGAUGUUAGUGAAUGGUCAGAGUGCAAACAACGUUAGGGCAACAUACCACCUUUACAACCCUCAGAAUAUUAACUGGAACUACAACACUGCCAGUGUUUACUGUGCUACAUGGGAUGCCAACCAGCCCUUGUCAUGGCGUCAAAAGUAUGGCUGGACUGCCUUUUGUGGACCCCAGGGCCCUCAUGGCAGAGACUCUUGCGGCAAGUGCUUGAGGGUGACAAAUACUGCAACUGGAGCUCAGGCAACAGUAAGAAUAGUGGACCAAUGUGCCAAUGGUGGGUUAGACUUGGAUGUGAAUGUCUUCAAUCAAAUUGAUACCAAUGGACAAGGUUACCAGCAGGGUCACCUUACGGUUAACUAUGUCUUUGUUAACUGUUAAAUAAUGCGAAUUAAUCACUCUUUGUGAUGAUAAUAAGUUAAACUACUGUCUAAUAAUACCAUAAAUAAAACAAGCGGUGCUACACGUAACUUGGAUGAAUAUAUAUUCUCGUGUGUCUUGUUCUUAUUCAUUUA